CCGGUUCCCCCCGCCUCUCCGCUCGUGGCCCUGGCGGGAGUGGGUGUGUCGGCGCGGGGCAGCGCUGCCUCGUAGUCGCGGCUCGUGCGCACUCUGAAAAAGAGGAAAAAGUUGAGGAUGAGUUCAGAGUGAGCGCGGCCCGCCUCGGAGCCACUUCAAGCGGCCAGGGAUGGCAAUCUGGACCCGAGCGGACAAGAACGGCCAGCUGGACCUGCUGCUCCGGGACCGCUGGAUCCGAGUGGCCGCGGAGCUCACCCGGGAAACGCUCACUUUGACGGCCGAGUCGGAGGCGAGCGGAGCUGGGGCCAAUCACUGGGACUACAGCAACUCUCCGGCGGGCCUGCGGAAUGGCAUGUCGAACGGAAACGACCCGGGAGCGAGUCCCGGGAGCCGCGCUCCGUCCUCCGGCCAGGACCAGCUCCACAACCAGCACCACGGUGGCCGGGGGCGCAGCGGCAGCCCGGGGCGCAACCCCGGGGCUGCCGGCCGGGGUCAGUACGACGGUCCCAACAGCCCCGGGAAGUACCCGAAUAACGGCACUAACUCUGACUUUGGCAGCCCGGGCUCCAGCUACGGCAGCCCCGGGUCCAGCUUCGGGUCCAGGCAGGGCGAGUUCCCGGUCAGUCUGGACGGCUCCUCGGAGGCGGUGCGCAAAGUCCGGGUGGUCAAGCAGGAGUCCGGGGGGCUGGGGAUCAGCAUCAAGGGGGGGCGGGAGAACCGCAUGCCCAUCCUCAUCUCCAAGAUCUUCCCGGGGCUGGCCGCGGACCAGAGCCGCGCGCUCCGGGUGGGGGACGCCAUCCUGUCGGUGAACGGGAACGACCUCCGGGAGGCGACGCACGACCUGGCGGUGCAGGCGCUGAAGAAGGCGGGCAAGGAGGUGACGCUGGAGGUGAAGUACAUCCGCGAGGUGUCGCCGCUCUUCAAGAAGCCGUCGCUGGUGGCCGACCUGCCGUGGGAGGGCGUCCGGCCGCAGUCGCCCGGCUACAGCAGCAGCGAGGACUCGGGCUCGCCCAAACAUGGCAGCUCCUCGUCCAAAGACCGCAAAGUCAUCAGCCUGAAGAUGUGCUUCAUCAGCAGGAACCUCACCAUGCCCGACCUGGAGAACAGACUGCUGGAGCUCCACUCCCCGGACGGUCAGCACACCGUGGUCCUGCGCUGUAAAGACGGGCCCACCGCCAACUCCUGGUUCACCGCCGUGCACACCAACAUCGCCGCCCUGCUGCCGCAGACGCUCGCUCACGUCAACGCCUACCUGGGCGCCUCCUCCUCCGCCUCCACACACCCCCACCUUAAACACAUCGGCUGGCUCGCUGAACAGGUGCAGCUGGAAGGCGGACGGCAGCAGUACCGGCCGGUGGUGAUGGCGCUGACGGAGAAAGACAUCCUGCUGUUUGAGUCGGUGCCGUGGAGCCGGGAGUCCUGGUCCAUGCCGCUGCUCACACACCCUCUGCUCGCCACCAGGCUGGUCCACUCGGGCAGUGCCCGGGGUUCUCCGGCUCAGGGCUCGGACCUGGUGUUCGCCACGCGGACCGGCACGGGCCGAGGCAUCGAGUCCCACAUCUUCCGGGUGGAGACCCACUGGGACCUGUCCUCGUGGACGCGAGCUCUCGUGCAGGGAGCGCACGCCGCCGCCGAGCUCAUCAAGGAGGUCUCCAUCGGCUGCACGUUGAACCGACAGGACGUCCGGCUGACGCUGCACUACGAGAAAGGCUUCACUGUGACCAGGGAGCCGGUCGACACCGCGGGGGGCGCCAUACUCUUCAGAUACCCCUACGAGAAACUCAAAAUGUCUGGCGACGAUGGGAUACGCAACCUGUACCUUGAUUUUGGCGGUCCGGAGGGGGAAAUGGUGUUUGACCUCCACUCGGGUCCGAAGCCGGUGGUCUUCGUCCUUCACUCCUUCCUGUCAGCCAAGCUCACCAGGAUGGGCCUCCUGACGUGAAUCGGCUGUAGUGGCGCCGACCAGAGGAUGUUUUUCUUUUUUGUAAUUAUUAUUUUAGCUUGUUUUUUUUUUUUUUGUUUCCAUUCCCGGCUGAAGCUAGGCCUGAGGUAGUGCUGCGGGGGAUCUUUGAACCCAGGAGAUUGUCUCAGAAACUGUGCCUUCUCCUCCAGCUUCUCCUGCAGGUCCAAAGGAAGUGAGGGGCAAAAAGUCGCUGUUAACAAUCUCGUAACAUUCCACGUGAUCAUGUUUUUUAAUGUUGGUGCGUUCAUGACCAACUGGGAAAUUCGAAAGCUCCCACUUUUUAGUGGGGGGAAAAAGAAAACACAUCUGGGCAGUCAAACUCUCACAAAACUGACGUUUUCUGAGUUUGAGGCUGUAUUUUACCCACUGGGAAGUUUCACAAAACAUUCAACUCAAACUCUGAGCUUCCCACUAGGGAAGUGGGAAUUUCCCAAAUGGAAAGUGAGGAUUUCUGCGUUAAACACGCAGGUUACAUCCUCUCAGAGGUUGAACCUUUCCCUAUCAGAAGUGGUCGUAAAAAGGAAUCUGUAACAUUCUCCUCACAGGCAGAGUGGGAAGUUCCCACGUGGGUUUUACCCAUUUGGGAGUCUGACGUAUGUAUCUGAAACUUCAUCAAUCUGAAACAAUGACAACAAACACCUGUCAACCUGAGCUGAAAAACUAGGAAUUUCCAUUUAUUGAAGUUCAGGUUGUUUUCACCUCAGUUUUCUUUUUCUGUUUUUUUUUUUUUUUCUUUUCAUCAAGUUUUAUUCUCAAAAUUCAGAAGUAUGAAGUGCUGCGAGGAAUACCUCCGAUCCAUCCUUCCUCAUUUAUUCCUGGAACUCACCCAGGAACCGGUAUCUCCUGAAGAUAGACUGUCAUAAACAAAUCAUAUUGAAAGUAAAGUUUAAAUAACCGUAUUUGAUUAACCUAGCCCGUAGUCGGCUAGCUGCAGAGCUAACAGCAGUAUUUACGUAUGUCUGGAAGGUGAUCAAUAAUAGCGACUCCUUCAUGUGUUAUCUCAUAAUUUUUACAGUUUAUUUAGAAAGAUAAUUCAGGAAAUACAUAAAUAUUUUGUAUGUUAAUACACACGGAUAAAGUGUUGACUGCAUUGUAAGUCCUUAAUGGGAAAUGGGACUUUCCCAGCUGGUAACUUUCCGAUUUCCCAGGUGAAUGAACGCGCCACUCCUUUACAUUUGUGCGAUAUGAUGUUAUAUAUAUAUAUAUGAAUAUAAAAAGAUGCAGUGUUGUUUGUAUGAGACUGCAGCAGCCGUGCAGUCUGAGAAAAGUGUUUAUUUUUUGUCUUCUUGUUAGUCGUUUUGCGCUCAGACUGGGAAACGCUCCGUUUUUACUCUGCCUAUCAUUCCGUAACAGCCUUCCAAUCGACUCUGGGCUCUUUCCGCGGCAGUUUGUCGGCGUCCGUGUGGGGAGCCGGACGCAGUUUUUAGUGGCGAUGCAGUCCUACCUGAGCACAGACUGAAGAUGUUCUGGAUGCUACUCGCUACUGUUGGCUUGGUAGUUUAGUGUGCCUGCACGUUACCCAAACACAAAACCCACUGUUGUAAUCAGGAUCGCCAACUGUGCCUUGUUUCAUGUAGUCAGAGACACUCUUUCUAAAUGUUACCCAUGUUUUUUUAUUUCACACAAUGGGAGAAUUCCAUGCUUCGGACAUGCACAAGCAACAGUAUUACUCCUCGAGCGUUAAAUCCUGUUACCAUGUUAACUGUUGAUCUCCACAUGGCGUCGCUCCACAAACAUGAGCUCUGGGUGUGUUUACACGGCAGUGAUUUCAAGUGAAUCACACAAAACUGUUGUUGCGCUUUGGGAGUCUGUUUACACGACAAUGGAGCUCGGAGCCACUGAAAACACUCCGACUGAAAUCAGUACAGCUUUCAGAAAUUGCUCGUAACCCGUGACGUUGUCCUGCUCACGCUCGGUAGAUAGAAAAUAACAGUGUUUUCCUCCAGAGUGUCAUGACUCCCAGUCGUUUCAGAGUUGACGGUCACAGUAAUAACCAUCCAGCUUGGUGGUCUGUCCAUACGAAUGUCCGUGUGGUUUUAUUCUAGCACCAUGAACCAUAACAGCACUACCAACAGCAGCCACUAGUGGGCCUACAUGAAAACUACAUCGGUUUCAGCGUCGCUUCCAUUUCCAUGUGAAACUUCGUCAUGUGAACAGGAAAUUUUCUGAAACACAAACGCAAAAGCGAUACGGUUUUAUUUGAAUCAUUGUCGUGUAAACAGGCCCUGUGUCAGAUGGUGAUGAAUGACGUCCUGUGGGGUUAUGAUACACGCAAAAUGUCUUUUGUGUGUGUUUGUGUCCUGAUUUCUGUGUGUGUAUCGACAUUUGUUUCAGCCUACCUUUGUGCAUCAAAUUUUGUGUGUAACAUGUUUGGUGUGUGUAUCCAAAGCUGCUCGGACCUGUAAGUAUCUUCUCACCUGAUUGGAUUUGGGUCUUCUGCCAUGUCAGAAUUUUAACCCUCAGUCUGGACUUGCAGGCUCACAUGUGUCCAGUUUUGUCUCAUCCUGUUCCCGUCAUGUUAUCAGUGACACAGUGAACCUGCCAGUCCACGGCAGGGUAAAAAAAAAAAAAAAAGACAUAAGCUUCUGUCAUGGCAGAAACACCAACUUCUUGUGCAGAGACAUUUAUUGUCCUUGUGUCCCAACACACACUGAACAUACACACA
Molecule: messenger RNA, 4628 nt
Organism: Salarias fasciatus (jewelled blenny)
Lineage: Eukaryota; Metazoa; Chordata; Actinopteri; Blenniiformes; Blenniidae
Product: beta-2-syntrophin-like
Exons: 7
Coding region: 170-1942 (590 amino acids)
Cellular component (GO): intracellular anatomical structure; dystrophin-associated glycoprotein complex; synapse
Molecular function (GO): structural molecule activity; protein binding
Source: RefSeq, a predicted model, not a curated record